Hydra vulgaris (swiftwater hydra) is the source of this 4476-nucleotide messenger RNA. Its product is annotated as ankyrin repeat and sterile alpha motif domain-containing protein 1B. NCBI's taxonomy places the organism in Eukaryota, Metazoa, Cnidaria, Hydrozoa, Anthoathecata, Hydridae. Gene Ontology annotation, molecular function: protein binding. The record is from RefSeq and is a predicted model, not a curated record. Gene Ontology annotation, cellular component: cytosol.
AAAGUUAUGCUUUAAUUAAAGACAAUUCUCGCGCUUAACUUUUUAAGUGAGCGUAAUAUUUCGAAAUAUCAAGAAAACAACAAUUACAUAUAUAACAGAUUUAUAACAUUUUCUUAUAAAGUAAAAUCUUAACUAUGGAAAAGAGUUAAUCAAAAAAACUUUAUGUGAUGGGAAAAGAGCAUGAAAUACUUCAAGCAGCACAAACUGGAAAUUUAGGAAAAUUAGAGGCAUUAUUAACUCAAAAGUCAAAAGUAUUCGGACUGUUUAAAGGUCCAAACAUCAAUUGGAGAGAUGAUUCUGGGUAUACUGCUCUUCAUUUAGCUGCAUUAAACGGACAAAAGGAUGUUGUAUGUUUUUUGCUUCACAAUGAUGCUUCUGCAAACAUACCUGAUAAUGCUGGAAGUUUUCCUUUACAUCUUGCUGCUUUUAAUGGACAUGAUGAAGUUGCAUCACUACUUAUUACCAGAGGACCUUCAAGAGCCAGUGUAAAUGAACCGAAUUUAGCUGGUGAUACAGCACUACAUGUCGCAUCACAAUAUGGUCAUACUAAAGUUGUUAAAGUUCUUUUAGAGUGCCAUGCUGACUUACAUUUAAGAAAUGCUAAAGAAGAAUCAGCUCUUGACCUUGCAGCAAUGUAUGGUAGAUUUUCUACAGUUCAAUUAAUCUUACUUUAUGACCGUACAGUGUUUUUUGAUGCAAUACAUAAACAUAGUCCUUUGCAUUUCGCUGCCAGAAAUGGACAUGAAAAAAUUGUUGAGUUGCUUCUUUCAAAUGGAAUGCCAGUGAAUGCUACUUGUGAUAUGGGAACAGCUUUGCAUUGUGCUGCAUUGUAUGGGAAAUUUGGAGUUUCGAAAUUACUUUUGCAAAAGGGAAUUGACAUUGAGAUUGAGAAUAACGAGGGUCAAAAAGUUCUUGACUUAUUAUGCGAUCAUCCGUCUCAGAUAUCUCAAGAUAUCACUGCACUCAUUUAUGAACAAACACAAAAUAGACAUGAAAAAGAUAAAAGCAAGGUUUUCACAACAUCAGCUUCAUACAGUGGGCAAAAAUACCUGCUUAUCAACAAUGCUCAAAAAAGUUCAACCACUGAAAAUUCAACCACUAAGCAAAAUGCGUUGGUUCCAAACUAUGAUUUAGUGCCACCUCCAAGACCUGCACCUCCUAAAGUUGAUCGCCCUUACUCUGUUAUUCAUGCUCAAGAAAUAAAAUCUGAUGACAGAUUUUUUCUUAAGCGUAAUUUUGAAAGAGCUUCAAUUUCCCCAAUUUUUAACAAAUCAAUAUCUAUGAAUAAUAUAGAAAAAGAGCGACCAUCAUCUGACUAUUGCUUGUUGGGAAAGAAUCUGACUGAACAAACAAGUUUGAGCCAAUACCAAGUCAAAGCAACUGACAAUGUAAAAUACGAUGAUUCAUGUGAAGAUGUUUAUUGCAAUUUAUCUUCAAAUGAAAAGGAAGCAAUAUUAGUUAAGAGUCAACAAGACAAUCUGGACAAUCAACACACAUUUUACAAAAAUGAGAAUAAGGAGGUAAUAAACAAUAACAUAAAUAAUGAUGCUGACUGUAUUUAUGAUAAUGUUAAUAUUAAAAAUAAACCUAAAAGUUUACCAAACAUUGCAACAACUUUUAAAGAGACACCUGGUUAUAAAGAAACAACUGCAGGUAUAUCAGAUUCAAAAAAUACUCAUCCAACUAAACCUAAACAUAUCAAGCAACAAAGAACUUCAAAUCCAAAAAAAAAUAAUUAUGAUAUUAAUGAUGUAUUUACAGAUGCAAAGUUUGAAGAUUCCACUUUAGCUUAUGAAGAUUUUUCUAUUGAUUGUUCUCCAAAAAAUGACACUAUUGAACAAUAUUCAGAUAUGAAAGACCAGAGGUUAUCAUUUGGCCAACAAUCUAAGGUCAAGCAAUUUCGCACAUCGAAAGCAGAUUCUCUUAAUGAAAUCUAUGAGUGGAAUAAGAUUGACAAAUGUUUUUCCAAUCUUGAGACAUAUAUUGAUAUGAGUGCUAUUGCAGUAAAACCUAUAUCAGAGGUAUCAGUUGAAAGUAUUUUUUCUUGGUUGGCAUCAAUGAGUUUUUCUCAAUAUGAGCCAAUGUUUAUUGCUAAUGGGUUUGAUGAGAUAGAAUUUUUGAAUGGUUGUAUUGACGAACAAGAUUUAUUGGAAAUAGGAAUUCUUGAUUCAAGUCACAGAAAGAUGUUGAUGGAAGCCAUAGGAAACCUUCCAAAAGUGUUAGAAAUUGGUGAUGAAAAAUUUCCUAUUCCUAAGAAUGUUGGUGAGCUGUUAGGGAGAUUGAAACUAUCUGAAUACGAAAGAAAGUUUGUUCGUUAUGGUUAUGAGAAUAUUGACAGAGUCAGGGUGAUUUGGGACAUUGAGCUUCUUACUGUACUGAAUAUGACACCACUCGGUCAUCGUAAAAGAAUUUUGAGCUCUUUGGGUCGUAGGAACAUAUCAAACAAUAAGUCUACCACUUCAUGGGCACAAAAAUUUGCAGAUGCGGGUCUUAAAAAAGAAAAUGUUCUAUUAUUUGGUGAAGAAUCUAAAAUGUCAAAUAUUAAAAAAAAUGACUCUGAUUUACCUGAAGUUAAAAAGAUUAACCUGACUGAUGUUAAAGACAGUCUUCCUGUGGAAUCUAAAAGUAAAAUUACAGGAGAAAGUGAAGUGAAACAAUAUGCUAAAACCUCUGUGGAAUCUAAAAGUGAAACUACAGGAGAAAGUGAAGUAAAACAUCAAAAUGCUCAAACUUCUGAGGAAUCGUCUCAUUUAAACGAAACAAAAAGCAAGCAGGUUAACCAUGUAAGCAGUGAUGAUAAAGAAAAAAAAUUUUGUUCAAAUAAAAAUUGGUUACAUAAUCCUGAUGUGUUGUUAAUGGGAUCUGUUUCAUUCUUAAUUCAUUAUUUGGGUUCCCAUCCUGUUCAGCAUGUAAAAGGUGUAACUUCUACACUUGAAGCUUGUGCUAAAAUGAAAACAAUAAGUCGUAACAUAACCAAAAUGCCUUUAAUCCUUCUCUCUAUAUCUGCAAGAGGAAUUGACUACAUAGACUCGAAUAGUAAAUUAAUUAUUAGCCAGUACGCCAUAAAUCACAUCUCAUUCUGCGCUCAAGAUCCUGAUGACAUGAAUGUGUUUGCUUAUAUCACACGAGAUGAGCAUACAAUGCAGAGUUAUUGCCAUGUGUUUAGAGCUGAAACAACGGAAAUUGCUGAUAAAGUUGUUGUGACAAUUGGUCAAUGUUUUGAGCUAGCUUAUGAACAACAUCUACACAUGCAACAGAUUAAAUGGACGAAUAGUGGAGUAUAAUUUUUUAUAUUUUUUGGAAUAAAAAAGUGAGUUUGUUGAAUUUUGGAAGAUCUAUUUUGAAGUCUUGAUCACCCAUAUCUUGGUCUCAAUUCUUUGCUACAGCUUUGAAGAAGAAACUCAUGUUGUUGAUCAAAUGUUUUGCAAAUACUACAUACAUAUAUACAAUAUCAAAGUAAAUUCUGUACAGUAUUUAAAAAACAAAGUAAAUUCUGUUUAUUUGGAGUUCAGUAUUUAAGUAAAUUUAAACGUAAAUUGACGGCAUAGAUUUACAGGUACAUUGACAAUAUAAAUUUUUACAUAGAAAGUCAAAAUGAAUACGGUGUCGUUUCCUUUUUAUGUUUUAACUGAAAAUAAUUUUAUAUGUAACAUUUUUCAUAUUAAAAACCAGAAGAUGUUUUUGAAACAGUUUAGACAUGACAAAUUUAGUUGAAUUGUCAUAGAAAAAAAAACAAAAGCAAAUAAAAACGCUUUACAUUGCAAAAUUUAAUCUAAAUGCAUUGCAAGACCCGUUAUAUUUUGUCUUUCAAUAUGACAGCCUUUACUAUAGUGACAGGUAAUAUUUUCGACAAUUUUGUUAUAAAUUUUUGUUUGAAAUUAAGGUAACAUUCGAUUAUGUGAAAUCAGGUUCUUUACAUUAUUUGUGAUAUAUUCAGUUUCAUUAGUUAUUAUAAUUGUAAACAAUUUCAUAAAAUGUUUUAAAUUAAAAUAAGAUGCUCCUGUAUCUUAUUAAAUAACUGUAUCUAAUUAAAUAAACUCCUGCGAUUAUUAAAAUUGCGUAUGCGCGUGUUUAUUAAACUCCAUUUCAGAUUAGAACGCAGUGUUUCUGCAAAUUUUAUUUUUAUAAUUGUUUUUUUUUUUUAUAUAUAUUUUUAUUGUUAUUUGGAUACUUUAUUUUGAAACUCUAUUUUUUGAAAUAAAGGUUCGCUUAGUUAUGGAUGUAUAAGAUUUGAUUGCGCUAAGUUUUUUUUUUUUAUUUUAUUAUUUCCAUUUUACUUAUAUUUUCUAUAUAUCUAAAGGGUUUUUUACUUUUUUAAAAAAUUUUCUUAUUAUUUUUUACUUUAAUAUUAUUACUUUGUAAUUGUAGUAUAUAUUUUUUUAUAUUCAUUUUUGUGACAUAUAUUUACCUUUUUUGUAAAAUUAAAAAACUUUCUUAAAUGUAUACUUUUUCUUUCAAUGUUCUCGCCUGAUGUUG